UCGAAGGAAGGGAAUAAAACUUUUCCAGAAGAGACGGACAGCUGAAGCUCACCUCCGCAUGCCAUUUUUUCAGUAUAACACAUACUCGUUUAAAAUACCUAUUUCAACCAAGUCUUUGAAAAUCUGUAAUAUUUCUAUACUAGUGUUCAAUUUAAUUGGUUUGGAAAGACUUGCUAUUAUUUACACCAUAUUUCAGCGAAGUCGAAAGCUUGCCAAAUUGCCAACAGACCACGGUCCCCAUCUUCCGCAUUUUUAGGUUUAUUCUCUUUCGACCUAAUCGAACAAUUUCCACACCGACCGUCGUUUCUGCUUACCAGUGAGACCGAAAAACUAUUUCAUGUUGCUGUCAGGAAAGCUAUAAUAAUGAAAGCAUGUUGCAGCUACACAGCAGCACAGCAUUUAUGCGGAAAUGGUGAAAACAGAAAACAAAGUGUUUGACUGAGAAACCAGUCAACUGACAAAGAUCCAAAGGAUUUCAGUAAGGCUGAACAAGUCCAAAUGGAGAAUGAAGAGGAAGGCAAACCAACUGACCUGCCAGAUGAGAUUAAGGAUUGGAAUAAACAUCACGUGAAACAAUGGGCUCUCAACAAGGCUUGUGUGGAUGGUGAAUCUGCAAAUAUCUUGCUUCAGCAGAACAUUAAUGGGCCCAGUCUUUUACUUUUAGAAAAAUCUGAUUUACUAGAGGUGGGUGUCACACUGGGGCCUGCAAAGUUGAUCAUUCACAAGAGGGAUGAACAUUUGAAAUUUAAGAAAGAGCAGUUGAGUAGCCCAACAACAAAUCAGUCUGGGAGACCGUGCAAGCCGUACCCUUUUCAUCGACACCAUGAUGCCUGCAGAUACAAGGCGAACAGCGUUCUUGAUGUAACAGAAUCCGGUGCAUCAGACUAUAUCGAACCCUGUCAUGAAUAUAAAGGAUACAUCCAUAUGUCAGAGGCAGCUGUGGAGAGCAAAAUGAAAAAGUUCACUGAUGAGGUUAUUCGAUUUGCAGCAGCCUGCAUGAAUAGCCGCACUAAUGGCACCAUACAUUUUGGAAUUGGUGACAAGCCAGACUUUGUUCAUGGGCAAGUUUUGGGAGUUAGCGUCCCGGACAAAGAGGCAUAUGUCAAUGCUCUGCCACAAGCCAUUGAGGGUCAUUUUGAGUAUAGACAUAUCCAGACAGCCAAGAUGUGCAUCAAACCACCUCGAUUUGUUGAGGUUCUCAAUCCUGAUAUGACAUCCUCAGAGAAGUAUGUGAUAGAAGUGGACAUCGUGCCAGACUUUGUGAUCUGUCAAGAGAACUUCUAUCACGUUUUCCUCUUGAAUACAAGGAAAUCAAAGAGGAAGUCCAAAAGCAAAGAAACAGAGAAAAAACUCUUCUUCAUUCGUGAUCACAGCAGCAGCAGGGAUCUCCUUGCACUAACCACUUUUGCCAAGCCAAAGGAAGAAUACAAUAGGUUUCUUGACGAUGUGCCACAGCUGUCACUGCUAAGAAAACAAGCGGAGGAAAAUCGCCUUAGUGUGGUUAAAAGUAGUGUCCAGGGCUCCAGACUAAGUGAAAUGAUAACAGGUGGAUCCCAAUCCUUAGACAAGUCCCACUUCGAGCGGUAUUUGAUAGUGACAAACAAAUCACACUUCGUUCAAUUGGAAUCCCUGGGAUUUAUUCCUGAACUAAACCCAACUGCUGUUUUGGACUUUGACCCUGAGUCGGCAAAACAUGGAUUGAUUAAGCACUUUGAAGACCAGAGUACAAUAAAUAUCCACUUGCCAGUACAAUAUAAAAUCACAGAGGCUGUUGAGGACAUUGCUAGCAAGCUAAAACUGACUCGAAACACCAGCUGGAUCCUCUGCAAUGGGGCUAUCGAAAUAGAGAGACCCUCAGAUGUAGAUGACUGGUUAAUAGAGAAAGGAGCGUCUGUACGAAAUGUGAUUUCAUUUCUGUGUCGGAGAGAUGUGCUACCACACAAGAGAUUCCUGGUUAUUUUUAUAUUGCUGUCUACUGUGAAUGAGAAAAUGGACCCUCUGCUUGAGACCUUCAGCACAUUCUGGCAGGAGCUCAGAGGAACAGAGCAAAUACUUUGCAUCUGUGAAAAUGAAGAAGCAUUCACCUGCUGGAGGGACCUGAUUGAAUCCCGCUAUGGAUUAGACAUUAAAGCAAGAUCAAUCUAUGAGCUCAGUUUUGCUGAAGUUAACGGCACCGUCCUCAGCCUGUGGUCAGACAACCGGAAAUCCAGCCGUUUCCUACCCUGUGGAGGAGGCAGCAAAGUGAUGUUAACAAAGAAAGAAGAGGGCAGCCUAGACAUCCUGAAUGUUCUGUGUGUGAAUCAGUGUGAGGGAGGAAAUGAAGACAAGGCCAUCAUACAGGAGAAGUUCUACAAAGGAGGAAAGGUGUUAUGGUGGAACUUCUAUUUCUCUGAGCAGCCAGGAUCCAUGCCAUUCAUCAAACGGGACAAGUUUGACUUCAUCAUGAACACUGUCCUACCAGCUUUGAGCUCUUUGAGAAAAGCUUGUGUGUCCUUCAAACUUUUGCAUGUCCCAGGAUGUGGUGGAACUACACUAGCCAUGCAUAUAUUAUGGGCACUGAAAGACAAGUUCCGUUGUGCUGUUCUGAGGGACAGAACCGCGGAUCAUGUUGUUGUUGCCGAGCAGGUGGUCAAGCUACUGAUGUAUGAGACAACAGAACAAUCGUCCCGGAUUCCUGUGUUGCUCAUGCUAGAUGACUUUGAGGAGAUGGAUGAUGCAUAUGAUUUGCAGCAGCUCAUUGAGAAGGAAUGUGUCAAGAAGGACAUUGGAUCUAGGUCCCCGCAAGUCAUUCUACUCAAUUGCAUGAGGGCUGAGUCUUGGGAGAAGACUGAAUCAACUGAAGACACUGUGUUCAUUGGCAAUAACCUCUCUGAAAUGGAACAGAGGCAGUUCGAGAAAAAACUGGAGGAGAUUGAGAAGACCUACAAGAAUGCAGACACAUUCUACGCUUUCAUGAUCAUGAAGAAGAACUUUUCACCCGAGUAUAUACAGGGUGUGGCUCGCAACACCCUAAAGAGCUUCAACAUAAAUCACAAACAUGCACAACUCAUUGCUGUUCUGGUCUUGUUGAAUGUCUACUGCAAGGGUGCAACACUCUCAGUCUCUCUCUGUGAAGAGUUUCUUGGCCUCCAGACCAAGCCAUAUAGUGGGUCCUCUGAUGUUAAGGCUGGAUUUGGGAAGUUUUCCACUCUAGUGACCUGCUGCACAGAGGAGGCUGAGGUUGUAUUUGAGGCAGUGAGAAUGAUCCACUCAAGCAUGGCCGUGCACUGUUUGAAGGAGCUUACAACCACAUACAGUGUAACCAAAGCUGAGAUCACUGAUCUACUGCUCACCACAGACAAGCUUUAUGAGUGCAUACAGGGCAAAAAUAAACUCAUGAAGGAUGUUCACACCAUGUUAGUGAAAAGACAUCACUCAGUCAAGAGUGAAGAUUCUCAGUUUUCACCUCUCAUCCAGGAUAUUGCAAAGGAGACACCAGGUGUUGAAGAAAAUGUUCUAUUCAAUGCAGCCAAGCGCUUUGAAAAAGAUGCUGUCAUCUCUCAGCUUCUUGCCAGAUACCAAUACCUGAAGAAAAGGGAUUUCAGGGAGGCAAAGGACUGGGCAAAGAAUGCAAAAGAUCUUUCCAGAGAUAACUCCUACAUUUCUGACACAUCUGCACAAGUGAUCAAGCAUGAGCUAAAGAGUGAAAUACAAAGUGACAAAGAAGAUCCCAUAAAACCUGAAAGGCUCAAAGGCUAUCUUAGAACGGCCCAGUCAGCAACAGAGGCCUUCAGGGAUACACAGGACAUUGCAAAGAAGGAGGCUACUCUGAGAGUACAAAACAAGAGAGACAACAGCCCUUUCAACACUGCAGGGUGCCUUGGAGAAAUUCAGGUUGCAGUCAUCAUCAUCAAAAUACUGGAAAAAUGCCCAGUGUUUUCUUCAGGCAAUGUCCGUCAUGACAUUCUGAGUGAAGUUCUGUCUGGCAAAAUUACAAUCCAAGAUGUUGCGAGGAAUGAUUCCAGACGUAACAAACAUGCCUCAUAUUACUACAUUCUCAAUGAAUUUGAAGAUCUUCUGUACAACCUUAAAUAUAACAUGAAGAGGCACUUUGAUUUUCUUGACAGCUUUUAUGUCAACUUGGGUCCCAGGUUCACCCUGAAAGACAGUCGAGAGGAAAGAACUCGACAGGAGCUCUUCCAGUGCUUUCAAAGAUACAGUGACCUCUUUUGCAAGACAGAUUCCACAGAACUAAUGAAAAACAAGAACCUGAAAAUCAGCAUCCACAUUCACAAGGCAAGGCAAUUUUUGGAGAGUAGAAAAACUGAUACUCAUUCAGGGAUUCUGGAUUGCCUCUCCAACGAUACCUCAGGUGACAUGAUGCAAAAGAUAGUCCUGCAGUAUGACUUCAUUCUGAGUAAAGAUCCUGAAAGGAACGUUAGAGAAGUGGUCAAUUUCAUCUAUGCCAAUGUUGUGCUAAGCUGUGUCAAACCUGAAUCUCAACACCUUCGCCCGUAUAAGAUCCUCAUUGAUCUUCUUUGCCAGGUUCUUCAAGGUCAAAUCCCAUAUGGUGAAAGUUUAGCAUUGCACUUCAUUGCUGUAGCUCUGCUGUGGCCACAACAUAUCCUCAUGUCACAAACAGUGGCAUCUCCGAAGUUGGGAAGCUAUGUGUCACAGAUGAGAACAUCAUACUGGAAUGAGAUGAAAUCUGUUUUCAAUGGAAAGUUGCCUGUUGUCCAUUUCUUCUUGGGGAAGAAGCCGGGCUAUGCUCGCCUAGUUUGCCUUAGGGAAAUCAUGUGGUGUGUAAGACCAGAAGAAGACUUUGAUUCACUUUGGACAAAUGGCAAAAUAUGGAAGCAUGAGAGAGUCAAGGAGCUCCUUUGCAGAGUGACAGGAGAGGUACAAAGGAGAUUAAUUCUGGCAGAUACCAGGAACGCAGGCUUAAAGAUAGAAGUCAGUGCAAUGUACAAAAGUCAACUCUGUGGAAAAGAGCAGGGAUCAAAAGUAUCAUUUUUCAUUGGGUUCUCGAUGAAGGGCCCACUGGCUUUUGACAUCGAUUGAAGAAGAGCCCAAUUGAUAUGCAGUCAGACAUACACUACCAUUUUUUGUACAUUAAAAUAACAUCAAAUGUAUCAGAAAUACAGUGUAGACAUUGUUAAUGUUGUAAAUUACUAUUGUAGCUGGAAAUGGCAGAUUUGUUAUGGAAUAUCUACAAAGGCGUAGAGGCCCAUUAUCAGCAACCAUCACUCCCGUGUUCCAAUGGCACGUUGUAUUAGCUAAUCCAUGUUUAUCAUUUUAAAAGGCUAAUUGAUCAUUAGAAAACACUUUUGCAAUUAUGUUAGCACCGCUGAAAACUGUUGUUCUCAUUAAAGCAGCAAUAAAACUGGCCUUCUUUAGACUAAUUGAGUAUCUGAAGCAUCAGCAUUUGUGGGUUUGAUUACAGGCUCAAAAUUACCAGAAACAAAGACCUUUGUUCUGAAACUUGUCAGUCUAUUUUUGUUCUGAGAAAUGAAUGCUAUUCCAUGCGAGAAAUUGCCAAGAAACUGAAGAUCUCGUACAAUGCUGUGUACUACUCGCUUCACAGAACAGCGCAAACGGUCUCUAACAGAAUAGAAAGAGGAGUGGGAGGCUCAGGUGCACAACUGAGCAAGAGGACAAGUACCUUCAUGUCUAGUUUGCGCAACAGACGUCUCACAAGUCCUCAAAUGGCAGCUUCAUUAAAUAGUACCCGCAAAACACCAGUCCCAACGUCAACAGUGAAGAGGCGACUCCGGGAUGCUGGCCUUCUAGGCAGAGUUCCUCUGUCCAGUGUCUGUGUGCUUUUGCCCAUUUUAAUCUUUUCUUUUUAUUGGCCAGUCUGAGAUAUGUAUUUUUCUUUGCAACUCUGCCUAGAAGGCCAGCAUCCCGGAGUCGCCUCUUCACUUGACAUUGAGACUGGUGUUUUGCUGGUACUAUUUAAUGAAGCUGCCAGUUGAGGACUUGUGAGGCGUCUAUGUUCACCGACUCAUUAUCACAGGGCUCUCUCCCCCCGAUGCUAACCCAAGCCUCCAUCUCGUAUACUUAAGAAAGAUAAAGAUCCAGCGGAAUGUGGUGGAUAUCGGCCCAUUUCACUUUUGAACGCUGAUGUUAAAUUAUUAGCUAAGGUUCCAGCAUGUCAGUUGGAACCCUGCCUUCAGGAUCUCAUAUCUGAUGAUCAAACGGGUUUCAUUAAAGGGUGACAACUGUU
This is a messenger RNA of Oncorhynchus masou masou (cherry salmon), 6205 nucleotides long. RefSeq names its product sterile alpha motif domain-containing protein 9-like. The transcript has 4 exons. Bases 499 to 5040 code for a protein of 1513 amino acids. The record is from RefSeq and is a predicted model, not a curated record. Lineage: Eukaryota; Metazoa; Chordata; Actinopteri; Salmoniformes; Salmonidae. Gene Ontology annotation, cellular component: cytoplasm.